ACCCGUCCCGUACACUUUACAGUAGGUUGACUACCUCCUGGGUUACAAAUUCAUAUGAAGAAAAGUAAUCAGGUGGUCCUGAAUUACAGAAUUGCUUUACAAUUACAAAAAGGCGAAUAAAACGGUUCCAUGUCUUGAUGGAGACAUUUUCAUUUGUAAUUCCCGAGACAUUUCUUCCCAUUCUUUCCAAGAAGUUGGAUACACAACAUCAGCAUUCCCAGUAAACUGAGCACAAUAAUAUUUGUUGUGCUACAAGAGAUACACCAGAUCACCAAGACAGACCAAGUCUCAAGGAACAGGUUGACAGAGACACAGGAGAGGCGUCAUGGGAGGAACAAAACCAGAUGGGAUAAGAAAUGUGAUGACUGACUGAGCGAAAUAAGAAAACGUCAGAGAAGAAGGAAAGAGAGAAGGAUUGUGUGUUCUAUCCUUUCGCAGAAGUGCAGCCUCUACAUUCCUGUUACUAUGCCUGAGAGAGAGAGGGCAGUAGACCAGUCCAAAUGAACCCCUACGUCACCUCUCACUUUAGGAGGGAUCUCUUUCCCCACUUUCACUUGUUGUAGAGGCUUCUCUUCUCUUCACCCCUCUCUUACUGUUUGUGUGACAUGGGUACACCUGUCUGUGUGUAAACCUAGGACAGCAGGUAACACCUGUCUCUGUGUAAACCUAGGACAGUAGGUAACACCUGUCUCUGUGUAUACCUAUGACAGUAGGUAACAUCUGUCUCUGUGUAAACCUAGGACAGCAGGUAACAUCUGUUUCUGUGUAAACCUAGGACAGUAGGUAACACCUGUCUGUGUAAACCUAUGACAGUAGGUAACACCUGUCUCUGUGUAAACCUAGGACAGUAGGUAACACCUGUCUCUGUGUAAACCUAUGACAGUAGGUAACACCUGUCUCUGUGUAAACCUAGGACAGCAGGUAACACCUGUCUCUGUGUAAACCUAGGACAGUAGGUAACACCUGUCUCUGUGUAUACCUAUGACAGUAGGUAACACCUGUCUCUGUGUAAACCUAGGACAGUAGGUAACACCUGUCUCUGUGUAAACCUAUGACAGUAGGUAACACCUGUCUCUGUGUAAACCUAGGACAGCAGGUAACAUCUGUCUCUGUGUAAACCUAGGACAGCAGGUAACAUCUGUCUCUGUGUAAACCUAUGACAGUAGGUAACAUCUGUCUCUGUGUAAACCUAGGACAGUAGGUAACACCUGUCUCUGUGUAAACUUAGGACAACAGGUAACAACUGUUGCCUUGGUAUUCUCCUGUGUUGUGCCUUUGCUACUCCUAGUCAGGGUGUUACACUGUAAACUGUCCUCAGUGAUCUGGUCAAGGUGUUACACUGUAAACUGUCCUCAGGCAGCUGGUGAAGGUGUUACACUGUAAACUGUUCCCCAGGAACCUAGUAACAUGUUUAACUUGUUCACUGGGGGUCAAAGACUUGCCAGUGUUCGAAACCACAGUCCACUGGAAAUGUGUACGGAAGGUAAAGUCUAAUAUCACAACCAAACCUUUUUUAUGUAAUGUGGAUUUGCCCUGAAUCAAACCUUUGAGUUUUCUUUGUUUUUGUUUUUAUCCCUAAGGGAUUUUGCAUGCAACAAAAAAGAAUUCUCCCUCCCCAAAAUAUGACCUUUGUUUGCCUCAGUGGGUAGUCGUUUUUACCCAGUCUUCCUUGCACGUCCUCUGCACAUUAUUCCCACAUUUCCCCAAAUAUUUUCCAAAGGAAUUAGACUGGAAGCUUUUCGGAAAUGGAUAAACGUGUGUGUUCUCUGUCAAGCAGGGUUGUUGAGUGUGACACUUGAACCAAGAGGAGAGAACUAAAGCCAAACCCUGUUUGGAAAAAAACAAGGACACAGCACCUCCCGUCCCAGGAUUGGACAGGAUUUGACCUCUGAAAUAACAUUUGAUCUCUGAGUUUUCGUAGAGGUCAUCCACAAGUGUAUGCCCUGUGUGCCUGUUACCCCUCCCUUCUUUCCCCACAACCGGCCAAUCGGAUUCUGCUCCUCCUACACAUACACAUUCACUUUGACUCUAUAUAGGUGUUGUAUAGAAUUAAUCCUGGUAUAAUAUGUAUAGGAUGGUACACAAAAAUAGGUACACAAAAAGUACACACACUCGUACAUGCCUUGGCGUUCUAGUCAAGUAAUUUCAUUCUCUCUUCUUUUCUUUCUUGUCUUUUGUUCACUUGUGUCUUUCUCUCUCAUCCCCCCUUUGUUAUAGAUAAUUAUCCCAUGCAGUUGUAGUGGAGAGUAAGUCUCCUUAUGGUUGUAUACAUUUUUAAAACACUGAGUUAAUCCAAUGAAGUUGAUCUGGUCAGUAGUCAGUCUGUGCAGUGUGUUUUGUACUGAAUUGACAAUGCCUUUGGGAGAAACACAGAGACCCUCAGGAAUAGGAUAUCCUGUUUAAAAAAGCAGUCACCUGAGAGAGCAACAAACAUAUUUUAAAUGUCUCUAAAAGUCUGCUUUUGUUGUGCCGAGAACUCAAAUUACUUUUGAGGACUUUUGUGGCUUGGAAAAGAUACUUGGAUUUGAGGGGAGACUGCUGGUCACAGUCUCCCGCUUGUGAGAGACACUGAGUGAGUAUUAUUUACACAGUGCAUGGCUACUGUAGCUCAUAAAUGUAUUCAGAGGCCCUGUAGCAAAGGAAACAUAGAUAUAAAAGGGUGGAGAAACAUAUUCUGACUGACAGGAAGUGAAUGUAUUGGAAUUGUGUAACAUUAUCUGAAUCAAUAGUCUGAGUUCCUCCUCUGUUUCAAUCUGCCCUGUGUAUUUACCAUGACCAAACCACUGGGAAGUGAAGAUCUUGGAAUGUAAGAAACAGCAUGCUAUUCUUUUCUCUGCUGGUUGCAUGCUAGAUAUGUGUUAGAAACAUAGAGACCGUUUGACUGUACUGUACCCUGGAUCUACCCCUGGACUCUGUAUUGUCAUAUUGCACUUUAGUGAAUGUGGGGAGUAUAUAUCCUCAAAACAUCUCCUUACUACUACCCCAUUGUAUCCCCAGCUCUCAUCCUUUCAAGCUUCUCAGUUUCUGUCGCCUGCUCAAUGUGUUUCCCUGGUGCUGUUUCAAACUGUCAGCAAAACUCCCGCUCCCUCGUAAGAUGGCCACAGACUAUGGGUCACUCCUGUUGAUACCUUGGACACGUUGUGUGUAACCUCCCUCUUCAGCCCAAAGGAGUGUAAGUACUACAGGGACUAUACAGUAUUACUACCAGACUGCCUAUUUGCUGCUGUGGAAUACGUUUCUGAAAUGACACUGCCUAUUGACCAGAGGAGUAUAUACAGCAACGACUUGACCACUGAGCUUUCCUUCAAGAGAAUGGAAGGAAGACUGUGAAUCAGGACACAGUAGAGGUGUGAGUAACCUUGACUGUUAUUAAAAACUUGUUUAAGUGGAACAAUGAUCCGGGAACUGCGGGAAGUAAUCUACUGCUGGAUACAGUUUUUCCUCAUGGAUCAACAUUUACCACAUCAGAUGGAUUACUUUUCACCAUAGAAACAGUGGAACUGGAAAGAAGUACAGAACACCAGGUUUUUAUCAAUACCUAGGUGGUCACAAACUCACAAACCACAUAGGAGUUGAGACUACAGCGUCAUCAGCGUAAGACAUUGUAUUUAGCACCAUGGGAGCGGCGCGUGUUAAGCGACGUUUCAGUGCGGUGGUUGACGGGCUGGUAGACGAGGAGGAAGUCAUAAAGCUGGCUCUGAGUGUUACUGACACAGCCAGGGCGGGGGGGAGCACGGGAGGCUCAGGGAGCCCCACCAGCCCCUCUCCCACCCACAACCGCAAUGGCAAAUCACUCCCCCUGCAGGGCAACGGCAGCAAUGCACGGAGGCCCAGCAGAGCCCAGGAGGCAGGAGGAGGGGAAGGAGGGAUGAGAGGAGGAGGGCACUCAGGACUGAGGGGCGGGAGGGAUGGAAGUCUGGGGGGAAGGGGAGAAGGCUGUUCGUCCUCGGACAGAGAUUCGACACUGUCGUCACCUUCCUCCUCCAGCCGCCGGCCCACCCGGAGCUCUAGACGCCGGCCCCGUCAUCGCUUUGUGGGCAAGGACGGGCGCUGCAACGUCACCUUCGUCAACAUGAGCGAGAGGGGCCAGCGUUACCUCAGCGACCUCUUCACCACCUGUGUGGACAUCCGCUGGCGUUGGAUGCUCGUCAUCUUCUGCCUCUCCUUCCUCCUUUCCUGGCUGCUCUUUGGCUUCGCCUUCUGGCUCAUUGCCGCCGCGCACGGGGACUUCGCCAUCCGCCUCAACCCCAGCUCAGGUGCCUCUUCCGGGGGAGGAGAUGAGUCCGGGGCAGGGGCGGUGGUGGAAGUGGAGGAAACGUGUUUCGUCCAGGUGAACAGCUUCAUGGCGGCCUUCCUGUUCUCCCUGGAGACGCAGACGUCCAUUGGUUACGGCUUCCGCAGCGUGACCGAGGCCUGCCCCCUGGCGGUGAUGGCGGUCGUCUUGCAGUGCAUUGUGGGCUGCAUCAUUGACGCCUUUAUCAUCGGGGCGGUCAUGGCAAAGAUCGCUAAGCCCAAGAAGCGUAACGAGACACUGUUGUUCUCUGACACGGCAGUGGUGGCGCUGAGAGACGGGAAACUCUGCAUGAUGUGGAGGGUGGGGAACCUACGCAGGAGCCACCUGGUAGAGGCCCACGUACGUGCACAGCUACUGAAGCCGAGGGUGACCCCAGAGGGAGAGUUCCUCCCGCUGGACAACGAGGACAUCAACGUGGGCUUCGACACGGGAACCGACCGCAUCUUCCUGGUUUCCCCGGUAACCAUCGUCCACGAGAUCAAUGAUGAGUCGCCGUUUUUCGAGAUGGACCGUCGGACGCUGGAGGGCGACGCGGAGCUGGAGGUGGUGGUCAUUCUGGAGGGUAUGGUGGAGGCCACAGCCAUGACUACACAGUGUCGCAGCUCCUACCUCGCCUCCGAGAUCCUCUGGGGUCACCGCUUCGAACCCGUGCUUUUCGAGAGGAAGAACUGUUACCAGGUGGACUACUCCUUCUUCCACCGGACCUAUGAGAUUCCCAGCACACCCUCGUGCAGCGCUAAAGAGUUGGCCGAGCAGAAGUACAUCCAGGGCUCACGCUCCUCCUUCUGCUACGAGAACGAAGUAGCUCUGCAGCUCGUCUCCCCUGACAAUGACCCUGAGGGCAACCCUGGCGGCUGCCCCUCCCCCCUGACCCGCCGACCCUCCCUCUCACAACACCCCCACACCAACUAACCCGGGGGGAGAGGGAGGCAACAGGCAGAGGGGACAGGAAGUGACCCGGGAUCCACAGGAAGUCAGGGAGAGACAGAGGGUUGAGAGAGGCAGAAAGAGACAGGCAAGAUAAAGGUAAGUACUAGAUUUAGGGAAAAGGACAACAUUGAGAGUGAAGUUUAGAGAGGUGUAGAAAGAGGAACAGAGGACACGACAUAGACGGCGAGAGACAAACAGAAAGAGAGAUACUGUAUACAGUCAAACAGAGAGAGAAAAGGACAGAAAGAUAGGACAGAGGAGAGAGAGGGAUAGACAGAGAAAGAGGGAAACAGAGCGAGAGUGAAGUGUCAUUGAAAGGGGUAGAUGGGCUGCUGCUACUCUGACUGAGUUGGCUGAUUUGGACCCAGCGAUCUUUCAGAAUCAUUAUGAACCCGUCUGUCUCAGACCUGGCCCGUCAACCAACCGCUACAUUUACCACUGGCUCCAGCACCUAACUGAUCACACAUACAACACUGACCCCUCGUGGCUUCAGUCUGUAACUGCAGCUCUGGUUCAGUUACAACUCACACUGGGCACAUGGGAGUAAGGUGAAGCUGCCCCCUAGACACUGAGCUAUUGUCAGUUUAGCGUUUCUGCCCCCUAAUGGUGAAGGUGAGGUUUUGGAGAGGCUAAGCUGAUCCUAGAUCUGUGCCUAAGGGUAACUUCUAACCUGUGUAUGUUGAAUACUGUGUGACAGAAUGAGAUAAAACAGAGUAUAUCUACACAUUGAGGGAUGCUUCUUAUGAACUGAAUUCUAUGACAAGGCAUUAUUGAUAUGUUUUUGAUUCUGGUAAGUAAUUUGUGUUCUGUUAAGGUUUGAGCCAGAGGUCUGUUGUGUUAGACUACGUGUUAGAGCUGAUGUGUAACAAAAUGGAUACAGAGAAACAGCUGAAAAUAAGCAGCGAUUUUAAGCGGUUUCUUUGACUUGUACUGUACUUUAUGUUGUUAUUCUGUAUUUAUAAUGUAAGACUAUUAUCUAUUUACUUUAUUUAAUCAAACAUUUGCAUGUUCAACUGUGUGCAGUGUCAGCACAAAACCAUAUGAGUGCAUAGUUUGGUAACAUGUUAUUUGAAGGUCUACUUCUAAACUAAUGAAUAUAUGUUUAAUAUGGUUAACUAUGGUUAACAAACAAAGGUUUAUAAGUACUUUAUAAGCAGAACUUCGAUAAAAAAUUUACCUUAUGUUAUUUUUUUAUUCUACAGUACCCAGCUGAAGGGACAAUAUUAUGUUCAUGUUUACCUCUGAUGUCUUGAAUAUGAGAUUCUGUCACCUGAGAUUCUGUGUUCCUCAAACAUUUAACUUUGUAGAAUUUUCCUCUGUAUUUUCUUUAUUUAGUUAAUUUGCUGAAUACUGUAUAUUUGGAUGAAUUUUAAGGUGGAAAUGGGGGGGAUUUCUUCCUUGAUUUUGGAAUCAGAUGUUAAAGGUAGACUCAGCGAUAUGACGUAGAUGCAGAAAGUAAACAGCAUAGUGGGUCAAUUUCCGCAAACAACUAAGAGCGUUGAAGUGUGAGGCUAAACGUCUCAGCUGUUUUGGUCUCGUACCUACCACGCUCUAACAGCGUGAUCGAACCCGUGGCGCAUGCGCAGAUACUGUGUGUGACCAGGGGUGAAGGUAAGGCGGUACGGUCCGGUACGGUGUCCCGGCAAAAUAAAUAGUGGGGGUACGCCGUAUCGGUAAAACAUGAGCCUAUCACAAUAAUUAAAACAAAAUGUCAAGAAAACUGUAGGCUAUUACACCAUUAUUUAUCAUUACCGCAUGUCAGAGGCAUGAAAAAUGAGCGAAUGGACUUGAAAACGGGUGGUAUAGCUUACACUCCAAAAUGCCAUGUGGUUCGAAAAAUGUUGCCAAGGCAGAGACGAAUGGCUGACACCGAGACGCGCGCUGACAGCAGUGGAUGCAUAAAUUCUGGCCUAAUGACAAUCACCAAAAUGUCAUUCAACUUUGUGGUGUUUUGUGUAACAGGUGUCUCUUUCCAUUCAAACAUCAUGACUGGUGGUUUAUGCCACAAUAAAAGGUAAUACAUUAAAAAAGUUAAAUAACAAAUCUUUACGACUACGCCCGCAGAGAACCUAAUGAAUUAAUAGGGAUUCUAUAUGUCAUUCUGUGAUUAAGCAUGUGCACAUAGGAGGUCCCGUACUGGGAAGAAAUUAAAUCUACUUUCACCUGUGUGUGUGACUGUGAUAGUGAAUUCUUGCAUCUCGCUCAUCUCAAUAGCUGCAGUGCUGCUUGUGGAAACGUAAUUUAGCUGAGUCUACCUUUUAAGGUGACGUUGUUGGAAGUGUCCAGGCCUUGGCAGACCACCCUAAACUGGGACUGUAAAUGGACCGUAAACCUGUUGGACUGCAAUGACCACUGGAAGCAUGUACUGAGGACCUGAAAUGUACAACUGUCACUUCAAUGCAGUACAUUUACGUACAGUGAGGGAAAAAAGUAUUUGAUCCCCUGCUGAUUUUGUACGUUUGCCCACUG
Molecule: messenger RNA, 7693 nt
Organism: Coregonus clupeaformis (lake whitefish)
Lineage: Eukaryota; Metazoa; Chordata; Actinopteri; Salmoniformes; Salmonidae
Product: inward rectifier potassium channel 2
Exons: 5
Coding region: 3617-5206 (529 amino acids)
Biological process (GO): regulation of monoatomic ion transmembrane transport; potassium ion import across plasma membrane
Cellular component (GO): plasma membrane
Molecular function (GO): inward rectifier potassium channel activity
Source: RefSeq, a predicted model, not a curated record